Messenger RNA from Sitophilus oryzae (rice weevil), 5063 nucleotides. RefSeq names its product poly(A) RNA polymerase gld-2 homolog A-like. The coding region runs from base 424 to 2157 and encodes 577 amino acids. Gene Ontology annotation, cellular component: cytosol. Gene Ontology annotation, molecular function: poly(A) RNA polymerase activity. Lineage: Eukaryota; Metazoa; Arthropoda; Insecta; Coleoptera; Curculionidae. The record is from RefSeq and is a predicted model, not a curated record. The transcript has 9 exons.
CAAUUAUAUCAGUUGUAAAUACAGAAAUACAGAACUAAAUAUAUUAAAUAUCUGCAAUCACAGUGGUAAUGUAUUUUGUCGUUGAAAGAAUUAAUUAAAAUAAAUAUUGUAAAAUGGAAUAUUACGGACUGGAUACAUAACUGAGCAAAGGCGGCAACAUUGUUAACUUUUUUAUAAAUAAAAACUUGGCGGUAUUUUAUUUUUAAUAAGGAAAAAAAUGAUAUCUCUGAAAUAGAAUAGUGUUCAUAGUCCGUGCUGCGCGAGAGUGCUUUUCCCUAUUUAAUUUUUAGGAGGGCUUUUUAGGAUAGUUUCAGAAAAAAAAUAGGAUUAUAAUGAAAUAUUAGCUAUACAACAGAAACGCCGCGUUUUAAAGAAUAAUUUUAUUUAUACUCAUUCGUUUUAAUAUUUGAUUCAACCAGAAAUAUGAAUGCUUCAGUGUUCUUUGAUACUAUUGGAACACAAGAACAGCCCUACUAUAAGCUUAAUAAAAACGAACACGGAGAUUUACAUAUUAUGGGUAACGAUGUUGUAAAAUUGGAGCUAAGUAAAGAUAUAAUUGGACUGCCUCUAAAUGUUCUUUCAUCAGCCUAUGCCGAAUUAACUGGAAGGAAUGAUCGCAUAGAAAAUAAAGAUAUGGGUUUGUAUCGACCGAUCUCACCCAGCAAUGAUGAAAAUUACAGUCCAUAUGGAUAUAGAAAUUCACCUUCUCCUGGACAAGAUGGUGUCAAGUUUACUCCAAGGAAUAAUUAUUCACAUAUCAACAAUCAAACAGUGACGUUUGGUAAAUUUUCUCAUAUAUCACAAGAAAGUUUUGCAAAUUCAAACAAUUAUCAGCAGCAUCAUCCAAACAACAAUUAUUCUAUAAUUAAUAGCUGUUAUAGAAACAACAAUAAUACCAAUAGUUUAGAUAAUAACCACAAUGCACAUUUUUCCAAGAACAGAGUGAAUCAACCAUCUCAACAAAAUAAUUCAAACAACUCGAUUAAUAGAGAACAACGACGGAAGCCUUUAAAUACAUUUUAUCGUUACGGCUCUGAUGUUAUGAUUAGAAGAGCACAUGGGUUAACUCACAGGUUUAGAUCUCGCUCGGACAUAAUGAAAAUCGAUCCAAACCCUCCACAACUACUCAACGGUGGCGCCUACGACCAACUAAGUCAAGCAAUUUGGGACGUCUUUACAAUGAAAGCUCAGAAAAUCGAGACCUACGAAAAUAAAAUCUCUUUGUGGAAAGACUUAUUCUUGUACAUCAGAAAAUGUCUAAACCAUUAUGCUCUGUAUAUAGUCGGAUCAACGAUGACUGGAUUCGGUUUGAACACCAGCGACAUUGACAUGUGUCUGCUUAUAAAACCUUGUACUGAAGAUCCAAGAUUGGAUUCGGUACACCAGUUACAUCAUAUUAAAAAUUAUCUUUUAAGAUAUGGAUUGAUAAUAGAUUCAGAGCUGAUUCUUGCCAAGGUUCCGAUUCUGAAGUUCCGCGAGCAAGCUACAGGAUUUGAAAUAGACCUAAACUGCAACAAUUCCGUUGGAAUAUACAACACGCACCUGCUCUAUUGUUACGCCAGGCUAGAUUGGAGAAUAAGGCCUUUGGUGGUCAUGGUAAAAUUAUGGGCGCAGGCGAACAGGAUCAACGAUGCUAAAAACUUAACAGUUUCAAGCUAUUCGUGGACUUUAAUGGUGAUACAUUUUUUACAAUGUGGGGUUUCGCCGUUGGUUUUACCUUGUCUUCAUACCUUGUAUCCGGAAAGAUUUAACUCUGACAAGAGCAAAAUUACAGACGUACAUGAGGAUAUAAAAUCGUUGGAGAAUUUUCGUUCUUAUAACACGGACUCUUUAGCAGAACUGUUUAUAGAUUUUUUUGGAUAUUACGCCAACUUCGAUUUCAGUCAGUACGCCAUAUCGGUACGCGCAGGCGGUAGAGUUCUAGUCGAAGACUGUAAACAAGUGAAGGCGCCCAAAAACGAUCCCAACCAGUGGAGAUACAUGUGCAUCGAGGAACCCUUCGAUUUCACCAACACCGCUAGAUCGGUGUACGACAUCGCAGCGUUCAGACACAUCAGAACCGUCAUCGCGAAGACCUACGAAGAAUUGCUGAGAACGAAAAUGUUGAACAACGUACUACCCGUCGCUUUCAGCCCAGAAACGUCUCUAGUCAUGUAGAAUCGACCGUAGGAAUUGAAGACGGAAUUUUAUAGGUGGAUUUGAUAGUAAAAUUGCAAAAGAACACACGAUAAAAAGGUAAUACAGUUCAUUUAUCUUCGAUUGAUAUUACCAGUAGUUCAAAUGUAUCACUUACUAUUUCACCGGCAAAAAAAACUAUUUCAGAUAUGCAGGCAUAUUUUUUUACUCACCAUUUACGUUCUUGUGCAAUAUUUCGUCUAGCUUGCGUAAUCCAUCGUUUGUUGUUUUUGUUAUCGCGCCUAAACGCAUUGAAAAAGACUCUGUGGCAUUUAAAGACUGUAUUAUAUCUCCAGUAUUUUUGUGUAUGUAUUCAAACACAAUACAGACUGCCGAUUGGUAACAUUCGGAUACAGAUAUACAAAGGCUGUUAUACACAUUAGUCAGAUUUUGUGCCAUUAAUAAACUCGUCAAUUUAAUUAUUUAUAAUAUACAAAUCACCAAAAAAAUAGUUUUUAAAGUGUGUUGGAAAAAAUAUAUAUAAUCUCAAAUCAUACAGCGUUAAAUUUCUAAAUUAGUACUAUUUUACAUUUAAAAUGCUUCUAAACAAAGUAGUAACAAAGUACAUAACUAUUUUUAGUAUACAAGGUUUGUCAAAAAGUUGUGAAAAUAUUUAUUCAAAUUUAAAAAGAAGUUUCUGCGGAAUUUCUUCAGUAUACCCAAAAAAUUAUUUUGACAUAUAUUAUGACAUUUAUCCCAGGACAUAUGGAAAAAUAUUUUUAGUGGUUACGCUGAAGAAAUUCCGCAUUAAUUUUUUCACAAUAAUACUAAAACAUUGUCAAUAUUUAAAAAGUCCGUGGAUGAGUAUUGAAACGCAUUGUUUGAGUUUUGCAAAAAUCAUAUUAUCUUUUUCGUUUUAUGUGAUUUAUUUAUGUAUUGUGAUGUCUCUUUAAGUUCAAAAGUUCCUAAAAAAAUUAUAAAAUCUCAAAAUCUUGAAAGUGAAACAUUUAUAAAAACACCACUUUCAAGUUAAAAAAAUCAGUAUUUUUAUAUUUAAGUUUUCGGUAGGUACUUAAGUUUAUUUGAUAUUAUUUUCUAUUGUAAUAAUGUAUACACCCACUACAAAGUUGUUAUAUAUGUAUUUGUCUGUUAAGUUGAAGCAACAGUUUGAAGAAGUGACGAAAAACGGUUUUUUGUUAAUACGUCACUUAUUCUAGCUUUUCUUAAUAUAUUAAUGUUAAAUAGUGAAAUAAUAUAAUCAUUCAAGUAUCUACAGUAGUUAUUGAGUAAGUGUCAAGAAUAUAUAUCAUAAUAGUAAACUUGAUAAUAAAAAUGACAGAAGACAGGCCUGAAACCUGCCAAAAUAUCUUUAAAAUAAUAAUAAUAAACGAUACAUAUCAUUGUGGGGCCGUUAAUAAACUAAGUUAUAUCUAAGUAGAUUCUUAUAGCAACGAUAAAUGUUUUUUUUUUCCUUAUUUGGUAAUAUAUAUCAAGUAAGGAAAUAAUUAUUAAAAUGUAUAAAUGUGAUCUUUUCUCGUUUUUGAUGUAGAAUAAAUAAUAAUUAAUUCAAUUAAAAAAAACACAAAAAAAAACUAGAUAAGAAUUUAAAAGAAAAGAAAAUGGUAUAUUUAAAAUUUGCGGUAUUUAGUAAUAUAUUAAUCAAAUAGUGUAUUUUUCUGGUUAAAUAUACCAUUGCCUUUUUUAAUGUAUGUCUCUCUAUAUUAAUAUUUGUUUAGAUAAUAAUAAAAAUCACCUUUUGAUAAUAAUAUGAAAACAAUAAUACUGUUAAAAAAGUAUAGGUUAUUUUUUUGGAAAAUCUUUAACAUAAAUAGAAUAGCUGAAAUAUAUCGUAGAGGAACAUCACACAUUUCAAUCGUGAUUUUUUUUAUUUAUGUGAUCUCAGUGAACGACUAGUUUUUUAGGAAUGAGUUACUACCGUAAAGUUGUGGCCAUGAAUAUUAAACCUACCCAAAGAAAGUCAUUAAAAUAUUAUAUAAUUCUAUAUAGGGUAACGUAUUUAAUAAUAUCUCAUAAAAUUUGGAUAUUUUCGAUUUUAAAAAUAUAAAGAAAUAAAUUUGGGAAUUUCUUUAUUUUUUUUACAUGAAAAUAUUAUUCUAAAAAGGGAUCAAAUUUCGUGAAGAAUUAUUAAAAAACUCUAAAAUAGUUCAAAGUAGUUCAAUCGUACGAGUGUGAAUCGAAAUAACAUGAUUUUAGUCAUUGGUGCCAAAAAAUAUCUAUUAAUUUGAUCAUUAACAAAAAGUUAGACUAUAUUAAAAUAUCUAAAUUACAUGGUUGUGUCAAAGAAUAGCAGUUAAAAAAAAUAAAUGAAUUUAUAAAUAAUGCGAAAGUUAUACUCUAUGGCACGUCCUCUUUAUUAUACAGACAAUAUUAUAAAAAUCGAAUACAAUAAUCAUACAAUAAAGAAUUGAAAAUAUGUAUGGUGAAUCUCUUUAGGUUGUAUUAAAUUUAGAUAUUAAAGUUAUUAUUUAUGUCAAAUUAGGUGUCCAAUCAGCUUUCUUAACCUAUUAUUUUUCGAUAUAUAUAUAUUUAUACAUUGUUAUUGUGUACACUUUUGUAAUUGUUAUGAUUAAGAGUAUGAAUUUAUACACGCUGUUGGAUACCUACUGUCAAAAUAUACUGUACAGGCCAAUUUAUUAUAGUAUACAGGUUGUUGCAAUUACGUCUAAACGGUUACAUAUUUACAGACACUUUUUCUUGCAAAUUAUUCAGUACCUCAUAUAGAGCAGGCUUUAACAAGUAGGUAUUAAAACUAGGAUUAAUCUGGAUAUUCCUUUAUAGGGUAUUUGCGUUUAAAAAGAAAAUAAAAAUUAUAAAAAUUCAUAACCUUUUAGACGCAAUCCUCCACCAUAUCUUCGAUUCAUUACCAUAUACAGGGUGUUUCAAAACAAAUGCGAAAAAUUUCAGGGGGUGAUUCCUUGUUCAAAAUA